Messenger RNA from Zea mays, 4863 nucleotides. RefSeq names its product probable phospholipid-transporting ATPase 8. Gene Ontology annotation, biological process: phospholipid translocation. Gene Ontology annotation, molecular function: ATP hydrolysis activity; magnesium ion binding; ATP binding. The record is from RefSeq and is a predicted model, not a curated record. Bases 409 to 4290 code for a protein of 1293 amino acids. Gene Ontology annotation, cellular component: plasma membrane. Lineage: Eukaryota; Viridiplantae; Streptophyta; Magnoliopsida; Poales; Poaceae. The transcript has 11 exons.
AAGAUGAAGAGGAAUUGUACAUCGUACUUACGAUUUCUGGAGAUCGUAGCCCCUCUUUUUUUUUACUUCUUGUGAGCGGCAUAUUCUUCUUCCUUUCAACAACCACUUCUCUCUGUUCUGCCAAGCAAAAAUGCUGAUAACGUGUUGAAGUAUACUCAGUGGCAAAUGAGAAUUGAGAGAGAAACAAAUGACAGAACUGUUUGUAUUCCACAGAUCAUUACACUUAUAUACAAGUGAAGGGGUGUAUCCCAAGAGGUGUGUCCCUUGGGGAAAAUUGUCGCACCCCUUGGAUUGAUCACAUAUGUAAUAUUUUGUAACAAAGCUGAUGGUGUCUUGAGUGUCAAGUUAUUCUUUUCUCUGUAUCGUCGUGACAUCCUCAUCAGACAGAAAUUAAAAGGUUAGACGCUUAUGAAAAUGGUCCUACGUGUCUCCUCCUAUUUUACAGGGAAGAGAAAGAGCAAAGCAAAAAACGGGGAGGAAAAAGCACAAGCGCGUCGCUACGUUGUUUGGUUCACCCUCCGACCCACCGCACCGUCUGGAUCUUCAGUUCCACGGCCCCACCCAGCCGCGUCUGCCUGCCUACUGCCUCCUCCAGGCUCUCCAGCUGUCCGUGUCCAGCAUCCCGCACUCCGCAGCACCACUCGCCCGCCCCACACCACCACACGGCCUCCGCCCACGCGCACGGCGCACCCGUCCUGUGCUCACAUCACCACGCCACACGACGCGCUCGUCAGUCGUCACGCACCCCACGACGCCCCAACCGUCCCAAACCCAGAUCCUUCCCCGCCUCGCCACCGCCACCGCCACCGCCAAUCCACCACCAUGCCCAUGGACACCGACGAGCGCCCCCUCGUCGAGCUCGCCUCCGCUGCGGCCGCCACUACUCUCGCCGCCUCCUCCACCUCCUCCGCCCCCUUCCCCGCCCCUGCCACGCCUGGGUUCUCCCGCGCGGUCCGCUGCAACGCCCCCGCUUCCUCGCUCCCGGCCGAUGGCGGGGCCGGCGCGCAGCCGGCCUACCCGGAGAACGCGAUCUCGACAACCAAGUACACGCCCGCGAGCUUCGUGCCCAAGUCGCUCUUCGAGCAGUUCCGCCGCGCCGCGAACUGUUUCUUCCUCGUCGUCGCCUGCGUCUCCUUCAGCCCUCUUGCGCCCUACCGCGCCGUCUCCGUCCUGCUCCCGCUCGUCGUCGUCGUCAGCGCCGCCAUGGCCAAGGAGGCCGUCGAGGACUGGCGCCGGAAGCAGCAGGACAUAGAAGUGAACAAUAGGAAGGUUGAGGUGUAUGAUGGGAUCCAAUCAUUUCAUGAGACAGAAUGGAAGAAGCUUCGAGUUGGCGAUAUAAUUAAAGUUAAAAAGGAUGAGUUCUUCCCUGCUGAUCUUAUUUUCCUUUCGUCUAGCUCUUGUGAUGGAUUAUGCUAUGUGGAGACGAUGAAUCUUGAUGGUGAGACAAACUUGAAGCGGAAACAGGCAUUAGAGGUGACUAUGGGCUUGAAUGAUGACCAUUUCCAUAGUUUCAAGGCUUUCAUUCGGUGUGAGGAUCCGAAUGAGAAAUUGUAUUCUUUCUUAGGAACACUAUACUACAAUGGGCAACAAUAUUCUCUGUCUCCGGAACAGGUCCUGCUAAGGGAUUCAAAACUUCGUAAUACAAUGUAUAUAUAUGGCACCAUAAUAUUUACGGGACAUGAUACAAAGGUGAUGCAAAAUGCAAUGGAGCCACCAUCAAAGAGGAGUUCAGUUGAACGAAGAAUGGAUAAAAUAAUAUAUCUCCUUUUUGUGAUUCUCUUUGUUAUUGCAACGUUUGGGUCAAUUGUGUUUGGAAUGAGAACAAAGCAUGAGAUAAGUCCAGGAAGCUAUGCAUGGUACCUCAGGCCGGAUCAAGCAAAUAUAUUCUUUGAUCCAAACAAUGCAUCGUUUGCAGCAUUCUGCCAUUUUCUUACAAGCCUGAUGCUGUAUGUGUGCUUGGUGCCUAUUUCAUUGUAUAUAUCGAUAGAAAUUGUCAAGGUUUUACAGAGCACAUUUAUAAAUCAAGACCAGAAUAUGUAUUGCGCCGAGUCUGAUAAACCUGCAAGAGCUCGCACUUCAAAUUUGAAUGAAGAACUUGGUCAAGUCCAUACUAUACUGUCUGACAAAACAGGGACAUUAACAUGCAAUUCAAUGGAGUUCUUGAAAUGUUCCAUUGCUGGUGUUGCUUAUGGAAGUAGGCCUACAGAAGUUGAAACGUGUUAUGGAGAAAUAGUUGAAACUAAUGGCAGUUUUGGGCGCAAGGACACUACUGAAUUCAAGAGAUCAGUCAAGGGAUUUAAUUUCACUGAUAGUCAUUUGAUGAAUGGAAGAUGGGCCAAAGAAUGUUCUAGGGAUGCUAUAGAAAUGUUUUUCCGAGUCUUAGCUGUUUGCCAUACUGCGAUUCCUGUGGCAGAUGGAAAUUCUGCUGGUAUGCCUUAUGAAGCUGAGUCUCCUGAUGAAGCAGCUCUUGUUACAGCUGCAAGAGAGUUUGGCUUUGAAUUUUAUCAUAGGACACAAACAACUAUAUCAGUGCAUGAGUACGAUCCUGUCGUUGGUGGAAAGGUUGAUAGAACAUAUAAACUACUCAACAUCUUAGAAUUCAGCAGUGCUCGUAAGCGUAUGUCUGUUAUUGUGAGGACAGAAGAGGGUCGGCUAUUUCUGUUCUGCAAAGGAGCUGACAGUGUAAUAUUCGAAAGGCUCUCCAAGGAUAAUGGAACAGCUCAUCUGACCAAAACAAAGUGUCACAUUGAUGAGUAUUCUGAGGCAGGUCUCCGGACCCUGGCACUUGCAUAUUGUGAACUUACUGAAGAACAAUAUGUUGUAUGGAAUCAGGAUUACUCGUCUGCCAAGAAUUCUGUACAUACUGAUCAUGUUGCAGCUGUUGAGAAGGUGUCAGAAGACAUUGAGAAGGAUUUGGUUCUUUUGGGUGCUACUGCUGUAGAGGAUAGAUUGCAAAAUGGGGUCCCUGAGUGUAUUUAUAAACUUGCACAAGCUGGAAUUAAGAUCUGGAUUUUAACUGGAGACAAGUUGGAGACAGCUGUAAACAUAGGUUACGCUUGUAACCUACUGAGGAAAGAGAUGGAGGAAAUUUUUAUCACACUGGAGAACUCAAGUACAAGUGCUUCAGAGGGGUCCAGUGGAGAAGGAAACAAAAUUGCCACAUUUGAGGAAAUUGAUAGAAAAUUAAAAGAUGCUAGAGGAAAGAUUUCCCAAAAAGGAACUUCAACUUCAUUUGCUCUUAUCAUUGACGGCAAUGCUCUGACACAUGCUCUCACGGGCAGCCUUAAGAACUCAUUUCUGGAUCUAGCAGUCAACUGUGCAUCUGUUUUAUGUUGUCGGGUUUCACCAAAACAAAAGGCACUGGUCACCAGAUUGGUUAAAAUUAGGACAAGUAAAACUACUUUAGCUAUUGGUGAUGGAGCAAAUGAUGUUGGUAUGCUACAAGAGGCUGACAUUGGGGUUGGAAUAAGUGGUGCUGAAGGAAUGCAGGCUGUUAUGGCGAGUGACUUUGCAAUAGCACAGUUUCGUUUUUUAGAGCGAUUACUUCUUGUGCAUGGUCAUUGGUGUUAUCGUCGGAUUGCAGCUAUGAUAUGCUAUUUUUUCUUCAAGAACAUCACAUUUGGCUUUACGCUUUUCUGGUUUGAGGCUCAUGCUAUGUUCUCAGCACAACCUGCGUACAAUGAUUGGUUCAUAUCUUUCUAUAAUGUUGCCUUCACAUCUCUUCCUGUCAUCGCCCUCGGUGUUUUUGACAAGGAUGUCUCUUCCCAUGUUUGUCUUGAGGUCCCUUCAUUACAUCAAGAUGGCGUUAAUAAUGUAUUCUUCAGUUGGUCCCGAAUACUCAGUUGGAUGUUAAAUGGGAUGUGCUGUUCAAUAAUUAUUUACUUUGGUUCCCUCAACGCUAUUCUGGUUCAGGCUGUCCGACAGGAUGGUCGCGUUGCUGGGUUUGAUAUCCUUGGGGUGACCAUGUACACUUGUGUAGUGUGGACUGUGAACUGCCAGCUUGCUCUCUACAUCAGCUACUUCACCUGGAUACAACAUUUUGUCAUCUGGGGCAGCAUACUGAUUUGGUACACUUUCCUUGUCAUAUAUGGUCUAUUUUCCCCAGCAAUAUCAACCACUGCAUAUCAUGUUUUUGUGGAAGCUUGUGCACCUAGCCCUUUGUACUGGCUAUCCACUCUAAUGAUUGUGGUGACAGCCUUGAUCCCAUUCUUUGUCUACAAAAUAUCGAGAACACUCUAUUAUCCACAGUAUCAUGAUCAAGUUCAGAGGGCUAACUCAAAGAAUUGGUAGUGCCUGUUGUAUAAGAUGCUACUGAAUGAGGGGAUGUACAGUCAGUAAUUUGGUUUAACAUACCACAUGCUUUGCUUUGUAGAUCAUGAUGCAGAGGUAGUGUAUAUAAACAAAGUUGGCUGUUUAACAGAUCUUGUAUUUACGGUCUAUGCCCACAAAGUUACAGUUUCAGGUUGUGGCAGUGCGUCUGUCAAAUAUCAGAACACAAUGGUGACUUCGCAGUCACGCGAAGGAACUGCAAGCGGCAAAUUGAUUCUUUGGACCUAUUACCCCACUAGGACACGUUUUUCUUCGGGGUGCCAUCAUGGAAGCAGAUUGCAAUUAGGAUUUAUAUAGAAUGAUGUAUAGCAUGUCGAUAACUCGAACAUGACUUCCUCGAUAUAUGUAGUACUGUCUUCCAAAAAAUAGCAUUCUUGUAGCAUCAAACGGCCAAACCUAUGUUCGUGGAAGCAUAGUUAAUACCCUUUAUUGCUCCAAUGGUUUGUACAUAGUUGUAUGAAUAUAUGAGAUGGAUCUUGAUGUUGUUUAACAUUUGAUAUGAAAUGAAUAAAUGAUAUGAUGUUAUCUCUAUAA